Drosophila eugracilis is the source of this 1017-nucleotide messenger RNA. Its product is annotated as U-scoloptoxin(19)-Tl1a. The record is from RefSeq and is a predicted model, not a curated record. NCBI's taxonomy places the organism in Eukaryota, Metazoa, Arthropoda, Insecta, Diptera, Drosophilidae. Bases 162 to 545 code for a protein of 127 amino acids. The transcript has 3 exons.
AUUAGCUGGGAUCAGUCCAUCGCAAACCGUGCCAUCGAGUGGAAGUGGAUUAUUGGCAGAGUGAAGUGCAUCGAAGAUACAAAGACAAUCAAUUCGGACCGAACAGAAUUGACUUUAGGCAUAUCACGUAUACGCCCGGUAAACCAGACGAAUAUCUAAAAAUGUCGUUUAGGAAGAGCUUGUUGAGCUGCCUGCUGGUCAGCACAAUCCUGGUGUUGCACCAGGUCCAUGCGGAUAUCGAGACAAACGAAGUGGAUACCUCAGAUGUGUACAGGCUGCAGGGCGUUCUUGUAUACCCCAACGAUCGACAGUGCGUUCUGGUGGGUGGACUGUGUGUUAAAACGGAUGACUGCAACGAACCCACCACGAACAAGGGAUUGUGUCCUACGAGUGCCAGCCAGGGCGUGGAGUGCUGCUACGAACUGCCGGUCAGACCAGCGCCCUGUGCGGAACACUUGGGACAGUGCAUGGACCGAUGCCACCAGAGGCUCCUGCGACCCGGUAACGAUUGCGAGAAUGGCCAAGUCUGCUGUGUCCUGAUUUAGUUAUACUUAACCACACCAAACACAUACCCCAGCAGAGGGGGAACAUCACCAAGUAGUUCUGUACUACGUUUCUUGCAAGUCAACGUGGCCUUUCAAAAAUGUAUAGGGUAUUUCCUGGUCUUAUUGAGGUCUUCUAGAGUAAAUCAUUAUUAAUACAGAAGUUUAUCUUACUGGAAAGAGUUAAAAAUAUAAUAUUUUCCCUUUAAAAUGUCAUAGUUAGUUGAUACUGUAAUCAAGCUAUGGUAGAUGAUUUGCAAAAUGAAGUAUAAAUAACUAAUUUGGUUAUGCUGUUUCUCUGUAUACACCCACACACACACACACACACACCGUACAUAAACAUGUAUUUAUUUAACUAUAUGUAUAUUAAUUAUAUUGUACGAAUAAUUUUGUAUGACAUCUUAAGCGCCCCAAUCUCCCGACAAAGUGAAAUAUUUGACUGCUUCCAAUAAAUGCAUUGUAAAUAUUUUCCAAA